AUGCCAUUGCAGGUGUUAUCUAUAUUUCGCUUCUUAGCAACAUUGACGCUAUUACAAACUAUUUUAAAUGUACUGAUCUGGAUAAGGAAGGAAUGGAAUCGUUUUGGUGAAAGGGCGCUCACUGUAAAUGUUCAUCAGUUUGGUGAUGAAGUGGAAGAAAACGACGAACAUUUACAAGGAAUCGCCAUGGAUACUGGUGCUAAUGCAUUCUGCCCAAAUUGCCGGACGGUAUUUCAUCCAAGCCGUAUUGUGCCACUUCUCAAUUUUUAA
Molecule: messenger RNA, 270 nt
Organism: Gongylonema pulchrum
Lineage: Eukaryota; Metazoa; Nematoda; Chromadorea; Rhabditida; Gongylonematidae
Source: the annotation of a GenBank genome assembly